Molecule: messenger RNA, 1775 nt
Organism: Phoenix dactylifera (date palm)
Lineage: Eukaryota; Viridiplantae; Streptophyta; Magnoliopsida; Arecales; Arecaceae
Gene: SAP
Product: Transducin/WD40 repeat-like superfamily protein
Molecular function (GO): protein binding
Source: RefSeq, a predicted model, not a curated record
AUGUCGAGUCCUCCGGCGUCGUCGCCGUCGGAAGGAGGAGGAGCUGGCGGUGCGGAGGAGAGAGGAGGCGGCGGAGACGAGGAGAUAGUAGGAGGUCCGUCCGAUCGCGGCCCUCGUCGGGCCGGUGAUCCGUCCUCCUCCCGGCGGAGGUCGGCCGACGCGGUCUGGCCGGAGCACUUCGUCGAGUCCGUCGCCGUCCGGGUGGCCGUCGAUGCCGCUCGCUCCGACGGGAGGCUCGCCGCCGCCCCUGCGGUGGCCGCCAUCUUCCAGGUGUGUUCGACGUGGCGAAUUGUUUCCCGCUCAGAGCUACUGUGGGAGGAUGCUACUCGUGGAGUAUGGUCCCGCCGCCGGCCCCUCCGUCCCACAUGGCACGAGGAGUUCAUCCGCCUCCACCAGACUGCACGCAACUUCCGCACCCGCCGCUCAGCUUACUCCCACCUUCUCUCCGCCGCUUCUCCCGCCGUCUCAUGCCGCCGCCUCGCCCUCUCGGACCACUACCUUGCUGCUGGCCUCCUCGACGGGUCGAUCCACCUCUUCGAGCUUCCUUCCGGUCGCCAUCUUACAACCUACAGGACCCAACCGCACCGCGAUCGUCUCGGCCCCUUAUCCCGGUCCAUCUCCGGUCUUCUCCUGCUCUCUGAUCCCAGCCGCCUUGUCUUUGCCUGCCAGGAUGGUGACAUACACGCUGCACCUCUCGAUGACCCCGUCCCCGGUUCCACUCGCCAGGCCCGUGUCGGGAACCUCAUGGAGGAUGGCACCUUGGUCGACUUCGCCGGCGACGGCCGCCGGUGGGUGGGCCUGUUUGCAGGCGUUCCCGGACGAUCAUGGCACGUGUGGGAUGCCGAGACGGAGCAGCUGGUGUACGUCGGUGGGUCGCUGACGGAUCCCGACUCGGUUCUGGGCUGGCGGAUGCUCACUGAUUUGAUUGCUACGGUGGGCCGGGUUAGGAUAGCUGAACCAGGAGCCAUGGUGGCGUCCACCAGCUCACGGCUCCAGGUCAUGAAUCUGGAUGACCCAGGAGAGGUUUCGAACCAACUCGAGCUCCGGCGCAGGGCAUUGGUGGAUUCAGUGGAUGCCUGCAAUGGACAGGUGAUGGUGGUGGAUUUGCGAGGGCUGGCGAGGGUGCUCCGGGCACGGACGUUAGCGGAGGUGUGUAGGUUUAGCACUGUGGCGAGGGUGGAGGGCCAUCCGCAGCAAAGAGUGUCAGGUACGGUAGGAUGCAUGAACUGGGGCUACGCAGUGGUGUGUUCUGCUGGCAGUUUGAGAGUGUGGGAUGCAGCUACUGGGGAGUAUCUGUACAGCUUUAGGGAGAGGGUAGGGGAUGUUACCAUUGUUGCUGCGAGUGAUCGGUAUGUGGCAUCUUGGGUUGAUGACACUGGGUUGCACUUGUGGGACUUUGGAGCCUUGUAGGGGGAGACGCCAGCGGAUGCAGGGUUUAGAGAUGUACGUGAGAAGAAAAGCAGUAGGAAAAAUGGGAACAAAGGGAAAUAGAGAGGAUUUAGAGGGUGGUGAAUGGUUUGCAUGUGCUGGGUCUGCUUCGUGGGCUAACCAACGGGAAUUUGCUGUACGCUUCGGUUAUCCAUGUAAUUUCUUAUACAAGGGAAUGAUAUCUAUUGUAGGAUGGAAACACCCUCAGAUGCUCUGGGAAGGUAGCGGAAGGAAAUUUAAGACACCAGAAUUAAAAAAGAUUCAGUGUAAGCAUGGGUGCUCAUCUGUACUUACAGAACUUGUUUGGUGGAUCAUUGGCGUCAAUAUGGAGUUUCAAGUUAAAAGCU